AUGCCCACCAUCUUGAUCUCUGGGUCAGCCUCCGGUCUAGGUCGUGCGUUCCUGGAUGCCUACUCGCAUCAAGAGAGCAACACUGUCAUAGCCAUUGACAGGGAACAAAUUCAUCUCUCCGCAUACCAGAAUCGUGCAGCCACUAUAACAUCAUAUAUUGUUGAUGUGACCGACGAGAAGUCCAUCAACGACCUUGCCAAUGCACUGAAAGGCACUCCAAUUGAUCUCUUCGUUCAUUCGGUGGGUAUCCGUGGUUUGGUUCCUGCUGUGGAAAAUGCUCGUCCUGAUUCUGUUGCUGCCGCUGAAACCCUGGACGUCAUGGACUUGUCAACUCUCAUGCACACCUUUCAAGUAAAUGCUGCUGGUACUUUUCUUCUCAUUCGAUCUCUUCUACCAAAUCUCAGACGAGCAAAUGCUGCAAAAGUUGUCGUCAUGUCGUCAAGAAUGGGAAGUCUUGGAUACAAUACGACAGGUUCUGCUUAUGCAUACCGUGCGAGCAAGGCUGCCCUCAACGCCAUGGUCAAAAGCUUCAGCAUUGAUGUUUCUGACGUUAUAUUUGUACUCUGCCACCCAGGACGCGUAGAGUCAAGACUAGUCAAGUACAAAGAAGAGGGUGCCAUAAGUGCAGAAGAGAGUGUUUCGGGGCUGCUCCCGCUCGUGCAGGCCUGGAACAAAAAUGACAGUGGUCAAUUCUACGACAGAUUUGGGCAAACCAUAGUGUGGUAG
Aureobasidium melanogenum CBS 110374 is the source of this 726-nucleotide messenger RNA. RefSeq names its product NAD(P)-binding protein. The record is from RefSeq and is a predicted model, not a curated record. NCBI's taxonomy places the organism in Eukaryota, Fungi, Ascomycota, Dothideomycetes, Dothideales, Saccotheciaceae. Gene Ontology annotation, molecular function: oxidoreductase activity, acting on the CH-OH group of donors, NAD or NADP as acceptor. Bases 1 to 726 code for a protein of 241 amino acids. The transcript has a single exon.